Arctia plantaginis is the source of this 339-nucleotide messenger RNA. The record is from the annotation of a GenBank genome assembly. NCBI's taxonomy places the organism in Eukaryota, Metazoa, Arthropoda, Insecta, Lepidoptera, Erebidae.
AUGGGUGAAGAGGACGAAUAUGCGUGUGUCAAUAGAUCACAACUUAAGAUCAAGGAUAACUCUGGGAUCAAAAAGAAAAAGAAGAAGAAAACGAACAAGGAAAAGGAGAAAAUGAUAGAAAACGAGGUACAACAGCAGGUGAAACACGCUAUGGACACAAAUAGCGACAAGAAGACCAAAGCUGAAAUCGCUUUUCAGAAGAUGCAGGAGAAAAUGCAAAAACAAAGGAUACAACAAAAAGCCGAGAUGACUCACAAACAAAGGGUGGAGAAAUUCAACCAACAUCUUGACAGUUUGACAGAGCACUUUGAUAUUCCCAAAGUAUCAUGGACUAAGUAA